This is a messenger RNA of Fraxinus pennsylvanica, 345 nucleotides long. Lineage: Eukaryota; Viridiplantae; Streptophyta; Magnoliopsida; Lamiales; Oleaceae. The record is from the annotation of a GenBank genome assembly.
AUGGCUACCUCAGAGGCUGGCGAGGCAGCAAAUCAAGGCCGGAAUGCAGUUAGAAAGGCUCUCGAUGCAGCAAAGACGGGCAGCCAAGAAGCCAAAUCCGAGGCUGCCACUGCCGCUGAGAAUGUGGCCCAAAAGACGAAGGACUUAUCGGGGAAAGUGUCGGACACCGCGCAAGAUGCAGCGGGAAAAGUGAAGCAAACUGCGCAGGACGCAUGGGGUUCAGUUGAGGACACCACUCAGAAAAUCAAAGACACGAUGGUGGGCAAGGCCGAGGAAUCCACAGAAAGCAUGAAGGAGACUAUGAGAGAAGGAUCAGCAAAACUCAAGGACAACAUGAAGAAUUAA